Molecule: messenger RNA, 2353 nt
Organism: Jaminaea rosea
Lineage: Eukaryota; Fungi; Basidiomycota; Exobasidiomycetes; Microstromatales
Exons: 2
Coding region: 86-2218 (710 amino acids)
Biological process (GO): mitotic sister chromatid segregation; cell division
Cellular component (GO): MIS12/MIND type complex
Source: RefSeq, a predicted model, not a curated record
GCUGCCUGUUGCCCUGCCGCCGACGCGUCCUGCAUCGUCCUCUCCCAUCAGACUCGCAAGCCUGCCCAAGUGGUGCCCUGACGCCAUGUCAUCCAGCAGACGGUCCACUGGCAGGCAGUCCAACUCCGUCGCCACGUCUUCGUCAUCGCCAGGUCAUCUUCCAGCAACGGCCGCCUCGCGAGCCCGCGGCAAUGGAGGCGCUGCACGAUUCGAGGACUUUGCAAAUUCAACAGUAGUCACUGACGCAGAUGAUACCUUUGGGGCAGCUAUCAAGGGGAAGCAGAGAGCGGCUCAGAAUGAACAAGAAAGCGUCGAUGAGUUCGCUGCUGCCGCCACCGCCACCAGUGAGCUUGCUGCAUCUUCGUCGAACAAUACCAGGAGACCAAGAAAGACUUUCAACGAAGUGGCCGACGAUUCCGGCUUUGUCUUCACCGUCGAGCCCAAGCGCGAUGCUGUCCCUGCGAGCUCCUCGUCGAUGGGCCCCCCAAAGAUACCCACCUCGCGCUCCUCGCGAGCAUCAAAGGCCCACGCUCCGCCACCCUCAACGUCCCGCUCCAAAUUCAUCAGCGAGCCUCUACCCUCCGAUCAGGUAGGCGAGACUCCUAUAAAUCGACGCAAUCGUCUCUUCAGAGGUGGAGCGGGGCCUAACCUGCCAUCCACACCAGCCUCACGACGUACAGCCAGCGGAUCGUCUUCAUCACGUCGCUCCUCCCUCAACUUCAAGACGUCACGCCGCUCCUCGAGUCUGCGUGAUGGGUCUAUUGCCUACCCACACCCGAGUGUACCAGACAAAGAGCUCUACCGGCAUUGUGCGGACAAUAUGCCACCCGUAGCCCGUAUGAAGCACCUCGCCAGCUGGACACUAGAGCGCGCUCGUGCAGAGGUGCUCGAAGCUACGCCUGCCGCUGGGCUGGGCAGACCCACAGCACCCAAAGGCAAGCGUGCUGCGGCAAAGGCGGAUCAGGGUAAAGGCACUGGGGACGAAGGCAGCGGCGCGUGGAGCAGCCAGGAGAAGAAGGUACUCGAGCGAUGUCGCUCCAGUCUGGAGAAGGUGAUGCUCGACACUCUGCGAGAUCUGAGCGACCAGAAGAUCAACAUCAGCUGGACGGCUGCAGCUGCAGCAGCGAAGGGAUCAGCCGGCUCGACACCGCAGCCUCGCCCGAAUCCGCUCAACGAGUCGAACAAGGCAUUGGCUGAACAGCUGGGCUCGCUCGUUGCGGCUCUGAGGUCGGAGAAUGCUCGCUGGGAGGAAGAGAGAAAGGAGAUCGAGGCCUUUGAAGAAGUCACCGCUUCCAUGCUUGGGGCGGGCGCCUCUAUUGGCGCAGCAACUUCACGAGACGUGACCAGUGCAGCCCCGUCGUCUUCCUCGAGUAAGCUGGACGAGCUCGACUGGACGACGGAAGAGCUCGAUCCCUCCAUGACACGCAUGAUGCAAGACGCUCGUCGCGCUCUUGCCCUUGAGGAAAACUGGCUGCCAGCCGCAGCAUCAUCUGAAGCCGACAGCAACACCAUCGCAACCGCCAUCCGGGCCGCAGCAGCUGCGAAGCGCAAAGCGGAAGAGGACAAUCUGGCAGCGCAGCGCAAGGGGAAGCGCAAGAGCGAGAUGAUCCCGUCGCUUUCCAAGGAAGACGAAGCGAUGAUCAUCGCAGGAACGAACCUCGAUCCCCGCUGGGCAGAUGUGGAGUAUCGCUCCGAUGUGCUACAUUCCCACACGCACAUCGCGGACCGGCUCUCUCUACUCUCUUCGUCGUACACGAGCUCCAUCUCCGCGAGGGCAGCACAGGCUCUUAGGCAGCUGGCGUUCGCUCCAGGGGACGCGGCCGAGGCUGCUGCUGCGGGCGCUGAGGCGGGAACCUCGUCGUCUUCGUCGUCGCAGCAGCAACGUGGCGCUGAAGGUUCCGAGUCGCGCAAAGCGGCACGAGAACGUCGCGAGCGUAUCUUGCGAGGCAUUCGCGAGUCUAUCGGGCCUGUGAGGAGGCAGGAAAUUGAGGAUGAAGAUGCCGAGGCUAAGGCGCUUGAGGAGCAGGCGGCUGCUGAGGCGGCUGCGCAGGGUGGAGACCGUAAAAGUGGGCCGGAUGACUCUGGUGUGCAGUUGGCGGAUCAGAGCGCCGUCGACUUGUUCAGAGCUUUCGCUAGUACGAAGAGAGGAGGUGCUGCGGGAGGCGGCGGCGCAUCUUCGAGCAAGGGUAGGAGGAGUGGCAGGAGUAGUAGGAGAUGAGUGCGCGAGGGCAAGACGUAGCGGAAGCUUCAUAUCCAGGACAUUGUACAGCUCUGCGCCGCAGGCGCUGUGCCACAGCUUCAUCUUUCCAUUCUCAAUGUUCCAAUUCCGUUACUUGACUAUCAGACUGCAGUG